This is a messenger RNA of Schistosoma curassoni, 4875 nucleotides long. The record is from the annotation of a GenBank genome assembly. NCBI's taxonomy places the organism in Eukaryota, Metazoa, Platyhelminthes, Trematoda, Strigeidida, Schistosomatidae.
GUGCGAUACAUUAAGUUUACAUGGUUGCGUUGCGGAUAAGAUCACCCGUAAAAUAGUAGUGUCUUCAACAUCCAACAGCGAGUUCGACCUUGAGAACGAACGUAAUGUCCUUCGUAGGCUGCUGAGUUUCAGGUACCAUUUACCAAGGUCGUCAUUUACAAACAUCAUAUGUUAUCUUCACCAUUAGGGUUUAAUGUCCAAAGAAAUGUAAAGAUAAAAUCAAUUUACCAGGUUAUUGGUAUCUUGGUUGGAGUAUGCUUCAAUAUAUUUUAUAUCACAGUGCGAGAUGUAGAGACUGCAGUUUGUUGUUCAUUUUCAAUUCUCUUUGGGUCUGUUGGACUAUAUGUCGACAUACAGUUACUCAGAGGACACUGGAGAGUAUGGCCAUGUAUCCUUCGACGGUACAUGUGGCUGGGUAUAGUUGGGUCAAUUCUCUCUUUAGCGGUGCUUCUGGGGAGUUUAUACAAUGAAAUGAAAAACCGUCGUAAGUUAGCAAUUAGACUAAUAUAUCUUAGAAAUGUCAUCUUUUCGGUCGGAUUUAUGGUCGUUGUCGUCCCUACACUGGUCUGCUAUCCUAGCAUGGACAUCUAGGAAGUACCAUGUUCUGCUAACAGAUGUUUAUACACUAUCAAAAGGUCAUAGUUAGUGUCUUUUCCAUUCGCUUUAGUGUGAGAUAAUUACCUUAUUAAAACUACUGGAACUUUAUUUAUACAUAUAGUUAAAUUUUACCAUACGUAUAUGGUGAAAUCUGACCACUUAAAUUACUUUGUUUUAUAUGGACGUUUAAUUGUACCAGUAAACAUGUUACCUGCCUUAAAUUCACAUACCUGUUUUUUCACCUUUUGCACUUGAUCAAAUUUAGAAAAAAUUAAGACCCUUAAUCUUAAAGUGAUUUUUCCCAACACACGGCCAAUUUCAGUUUAUGAACAAAACGGCAGUUAUCUUAUGUCGAUAAUGCAACGUCUAUUGGAGACCUGAUUUCACGUUAGAGGUAUCAGUGAAAGACGAUUCGUGGUGUAGUAGUGUGUUUCAGUAGUCUACAACUCGGUGGAACGAGAACUUCUAGACGUAAACACUCCACUUCAGCUUAAUAAGGGAACUGGAAUUAAGAAGUCUCAGGAAAAGACGACAUGCGUAUCUACUCUCAGCCCAGACGUUUAGAACGAUGAGCGAAAUAUUUCAAGGAGCAGUUUAGCUGACAUUCAGCCACUCUACGACUGCCCAUAAUUUCAAAACAGCCUGAAUGGAAUGUUGAAGUAGGUCCCGCGACUCUAGCAGAAGUUCGAAAGGCUGUAGCUAAUCUCAAACGAGGAAGAACAACUGGUGAAAGGUAGAGUUUCCCGGUAGCAUUGAGCAACAAUGCCAGGAUGUUUGGGAUGUGUUUCUCCCCCUCCAAAUGAAGAUUGUUGCCUGCGUCAACACCUGGACUAAGGAUGGAGAGUGAAGUAGUCGCACGCGUCGACAACUUCACUUAUCUUGGAAGUCUGGUCUGAUGGAAUCUCUGCACCGAUUCGAAAAAUUCGUCUAGCUUUCGCCAGUUUACGUCACCUACGGCGAAGGCGAGAUAUCUGUCUAUCAAGAGACGGACGAGUAUACUGCUCGGCAGUUCGUUCUGUUCUACUUUACGGCUGCGAAACGUGGUCAUUAAGUGUAGAAGUCGUAAGUUACUAGUAUUUGUCUUAGAAAUAUUACUGGCAUUUGCUGGGAUCACCGGAUAAGUAAUAGUGAGGUUAGACGCAGGGAAUGAUGGUAAAUCAGUUGAUGGGGUUGCAAAUCUUCAUCAACUGAGAUGGUUCGGCAACGUGUUGCGUAUGCCUGAACUCCGAUUAUGACAUUGCACAAUGCUGACUAGUGUUGAAGACAGUUGGACGGAAGUCAGGGCUGCCAAACUAAAACGUGGCAUCAGUCCUUGAAGUCAAUAAUUUCUAGUCAUAGUUAUAUUGAUAGGUGCAGAUUACUUGGAUGAGGUUCGCGUGACUAUCGUAACCAGUGGUUGGAGACUGUGUGACAUGGCUCAGAAUCGAUCACAAUGGCGUAGGUGUACGUACUCUCUAUCUUCCCUUAAACUGUGAGAUUAAAAUUGCUUUAUAUCUUUCUUCCUACGAACUAAUUUUUAUUUCCUGUACUAUCUCCUUAUACACAAUCUUCCUUUUAUAUAUUACUACCACUAAAGUAACUACUUGUAUGAAUUCGGUGUUCAUCUUAUUGUGCUAAUGAAGUAUGGCAACUUGGACCGAUACAUAUAUGUCCUACGUUGUAGCUGAAAAAUGCUUCACUCGUCAACUUUCUCGACAUAUCCGAUUAGAUAGUAAAGUAAAUGGUAAAUCGUGAUACCGAUCAUCAUACAUAGAUUUAAUAUAUGACCAUUUCAACCGAUGAUGUUUCACUGGUUUGUUGGUCCAAAUUAUCUUCAUGAUCGGCUUGGACUACACUACUUAGCGACCGUCCUCUAUAUUAGAGAAUCCAAGUGCGCUUUGAGGCGGUAACUCGGAUGAUGCAGAUCUGACUAGGUCCCACCUUGACCAUUAUUGACUAAAAGAAUUAUUAUUAGUUUUGGUGAAUGUUUGCCGAUAUUCAUCUUUGUCAGCUCCCAGUUUCUCUUUCAAGUCUGAAAAUCUCAAUCUUCCUUCAACCCGAUUUCGUGUUUCUUGAGAAUCACUUGAAUCCCCUUAUCGUAUGCUUUUUCGCACUAUUGAUAUGACGAAAGAACAUCAGAAAUAGUUGCAUCAGUUGCUUAUCGACUAAAGCUUCCAGCCAGUAAUUAAUAGACUAGUCCUGUUUUGCCGAUUUCGUUUUGAACAGAAGUUGAGUACAAAAAUCUAUGGCUGGAAUAUUAUAUAAAGCAUGAAAGUAGUUCGGCUCUACGUACGAGUUAGUAAUAGGUUUUCAUUGAGUCGGAAGUUAAGAUUAGAAAGUAAUGAGGGUCUUUACAUCCUAAGAAUAUAUUGCGAAUAGUGUCGUAUGAAUCAUGAAGUUAUCUGCGUCUAGUUGUCUUGGUGCUUUAUCAGCUGAGAAAAAUAAGUGCCACAGUUACCACUAUUUUCCAGCUACCUAUCUUGCUUGUUGUCAUAGGCACUUCUUAUUACGAUUGACGUAAUAGUAAACGUGCACAUUGUCUGAUCACUAGUACCAUUUAUAGAAUUGAACAAAUCUUUGAGAUCCAAAAUGUAAGCACUCAUAUCACGGUUGCCAUACUCAGUUAAAUCAGUGAUAAACUGGUCAGAUGUUUUUAUAAAAGACCAAGUGUAGCAGGAUAGCUUUCAGGCCUAUUUCAAGCGCAGUCUACAGCGUGAGAUUUCUCGACAUCAGCUCUUAGCACUCAAUCCUAAAAAUAGGGAAAUGUCAACAUCCACUAGUGUGAAAAGGUGAACAUAAAAAGUAUGGUUCGAAAAAAACAAGUAAGGUUGAAAUUAAAUUAAAGAUUUAAAGGGAGAUAAAGUAUGAAUUCAUCUGUCAGCAGCUUGAGGCCAUAUUACCCGGUAGUUAUCCUAUUUAUCCCAAGCGAGGAGUCCACACUUAUCAAUGGAACUCGAUGGAAGCUAGUGAUUUCAUAAACUGAUGUCUGUCGGCUUCGAACACACUCUACGUCAACAUUGCGUCUCGUGAUAGGUAUGUGUAACACAUACACCAUUCACUACGAUCGGUAAUGGUUUGUGAGACACCAAACAAAUUACCAAUUCUGCCUAACAACUGACCCCCUACUUAUAGAUUACUCACUCGGGAGAUAUACAGGGGACAGAUGCCUCGAGUUUUGUGAUCAAAUAGUUGCCACAUACAUAUACCACCUAAAUUCAAACAUCUUGUUUGAUUCGUAACAGUUUCCAAAGACACUUGCCGACUUUACUGACUGUUUUUAGCUGAAAAACUCUUGUUAGCAUCUCCGUGUAAUACUAUGUUGUUUAUAUACGUAGGGCCAAAAAAUGACGAAGAUAGAUUAAUACGUGAAGAAUGAUUAAAUUGCCUUCUAUUAAUAAGAAAUCUAAUUUUUAUUCAGUAAUUAAGCACUCAACACAUAAGAAGCACGAGUACGAAUAAGUUCUCACAAUUGUUUACUUAAAUUUAUUAUUUUGAAAUUUGAACCUGGUUCCCAUUAUCUAAAUAGCAGCCCGACGGAACGAAAUUCGCAAUAAGUUUCUACAUUUUUGUUGACAGCAAUUUAGAGCAUGCAACUAUCCUUCCAUGAUUAUCUGACUUAAGUUAUUAUAGCACUAGUAGGUCACUUCAAGGUCCUAGGAAAAGUAAGAGGGACUGCUUCCUCCCUGAGUUCCUAUACUGUUUCUCACUUGAAUGCGUAUCUAGUUUUAAAAGGAUUUUAAAAGACAAAGCUCCGUGAAGGACAAUAAAACGUUGAGUCUGGUCUUGAGUACAGCGUACAUUCGGUCUGAGAGUUUACCAUGAUGGAAAAGCUCUCAUUGUUAAAAAAGAACACAACAGUAUAUAAUCAAAGUUGCAGUUACAGACUCACGAAAAUGAAUACUCUUCCAGGAACUAGAUAAAUUCGGAAGAGUAUAUCAAACAGUUACAGUAAUGCUCACCUGUUUCAACGGAAUACAAUGAGCAAAGCAAUGUUUUGUACGAGUUAUUCUUUACGAGAGCAAAUACAGUUAAAUCAUCAUCACGAUGUUGUUGCUGGAAUGAACUCCGCCACUAACACAAGUCCAAAUUACAUUAAAAAUAUAUAUAUAUAUAAUACAGUUAUUCUUGUUACAACUAGUUGUUAGGAACAGCUCCCUAAGUUUUGCUAGUAACGCUCUGUUUAUUAGCCAAUAACCGAUCACAUUCAGUUAAUAUACUUGGAAUAAUUAUUUUCUUGAUUAACACACAAAAUAAACACCUUAUUGACAAUGAAGGCUUUGUCUACGAAAACAAUCUGGA